Schistocerca cancellata (South American locust) is the source of this 6348-nucleotide messenger RNA. It is a transcript of the gene Atf-2, whose product is annotated as cyclic AMP-responsive element-binding protein 5. Lineage: Eukaryota; Metazoa; Arthropoda; Insecta; Orthoptera; Acrididae. Bases 348 to 2333 code for a protein of 661 amino acids. The record is from RefSeq and is a predicted model, not a curated record. The transcript is spliced from 11 exons. Gene Ontology annotation, biological process: regulation of transcription by RNA polymerase II. Gene Ontology annotation, molecular function: DNA-binding transcription factor activity, RNA polymerase II-specific; cAMP response element binding.
UAUAGUUUACCUUUGGUGAGAUACUAUAGCACCAAAACAAAUCGAAGUGCUAUUCAAGCGACGAAGUUGACAGAUGAAGUAGUAAACUAGUUUCUGUGUUUGUUGCUGUGUUUAUAGGCUCGAGUUUUGAUGGUUGGCUGUAAACAUAAAGUCACUAUUUAUAAGAACGUAUUACAGUGAUGCUACAGUCAAUCACAUGCUCGAAUACAGUACUGGAGAGAUAUGAGAGCUAGCGAAAAAUAUUGUGUAAAUGUAAAUACUGAUCGAAAUGGUGCCAAAAAGAGACAUUUCGAAAUUAGCAGUUUUGCGUUGCAGUAACGUGUUAUGUGUUUUGUGAUAUUUUAACCAUGAUGGAAGAAAGCGAGAAGCCGUUUGCCUGCUCAGCAGAAGGCUGCUUAAUGCGUUUCACUAAUGAAGAUCAUUUGACUGUACAUAAAAAGAAACAUGAUAUGGUUCUAAACUUGGGAAGUGCACAAAAAUCAAAUCUUUUCAGUGCUGAUCAGACACCUACUCCGACACGUUUCAUUCGCAAUUGUGAAGAGGUUGGUUUGUUUCAAGAUUUGCAAAAUGUGAACCCAUUUGAAGAAACAUUCAGGAAAGCAUUUGAAGCAUCUAAAGCUGGAAUCGCAUUGCCUGAGGUGGACCCCCUUAGUGUGACUGCAGGUGGAGAUGACACUUUGCACACGCCACAUGUGUUCCCUAACAUUAUUGAAGAUUCUGAAUCUAUUCCAUCUCUUUUGUCCACAGAAUCUCUUGCAAGUGAAAGUAGCAAGAGGUCUCCUGUCAGGCAAGAUUUGGUCCAUUUUAUUAAGAAUUCUUCUGUAACAGAGGAAGAAUUCAAAGCAAAGGAUAAUCUACAUAAUUCUGUUGCUUCGGACUGUUUGGGAAAAGAAAACCCUGAACAACUUCAAGGAGAAAAUCUAAUGCAGCUGGAAGAUGACUCGCUCAAUCAGCAAAAUGAGACUGGAGGACUACAGGUUCUGCUUAAAACUUCAGAUGACAAGCUGGUCCAUCUUUCACUUGAACAGUUCGCUCAGCUGUCUGGAUCACAGCUUAUGAUCCCUAUCGUCACAUCUGUAACUUCGGGUGCUUCGGCAACCAGUAAUGAGGACAACAGUCAAUCAGUUGACAUGUCAACAUGUGUUCCAACCGUGUGCAAACCUGUCGUCCCAACUGAUGGAUCUGCACUAGUUAAAAUGAAAUUAAAGCAGACAUUGACAAAUAAUAAUAAAGUAUCCACUACAAGCACUCCUGGUCAGUCAUCUUCAGAGCAGGCUGACCAUACAGCACCUCCAGCAGAAUCCCGUGCACCAUGUUCCACACACAGCCGGACAAGGAAAAGCUCGUCACAAUGUGAUGAUGAUGAGAAAAGGAAAAAGUUUCUUGAGAGAAAUAGGGCAGCUGCUAUGCGUUGCAGAGAAAAAAGAAAAUCAUGGAUAAAAGACCUGGAGAAAAGGGCAGAUAUUUUGCAAACUUCUAAUGACCAACUACAAGCAGAGGUCAAAAGCCUUAGAGCAGAAUUGGCUACCCUCAAGGCGUUGCUUUUGCAACAUAAGAACUGUUCUGUUUCAGUUGCCAUGAUGCAGAAUGCCCAUGUAACAGCAGUGGAAGCUGAUUCGACUAAUACCACAACUGUUCAUCAGACAACUGCAGUCUCACGAAUAAGCAUAUCACACCAACCUGCAACAAAUAAGCCUAUAGUUGCUACAAAAAUUUUGCUUUCACCACCCAGCAAUGAACCCAGGCACAUAAUAUUAUUAAAUAGACCCCCUGUGAAACGAAAUGUGAGCAAUGCUACACCACCUAUCAAGAAAAAGGUAUGUGCAGGAGCUGUUAAACAAAAUGUUAGUGGCACUAAUAAUCAAGUACUACAGCAGGCAUACCUCAUCUCAUCAACAAGUGCAGAUGCAGUACAAGUUGCACAGGGUAACAUAAGCAAUGAGUCUCUUGUACCUGCCAUUUCAGUAGCAAAUGUGCCCACUGUUCCUGAAAUUAUACCUGCAGUGCUGAAAGAUUCAACUGUACCAAGUACAGACUGUAAUUUAGAACUAAGUGAAACAAAUCAACAGCUUGUUUCUCUGUCAUUAAUCAGUCAAUCGGAAGGACAUUUCCCAGCUCUUGUAGUGCCUGGUGUUGCUCUAAAGUCAACAUGUGAUACAGUGUGUGAUACAGGAUUAAACAGCAGUCAAGUAGUAGAACAUAUGAUUGAUAUUGACCCAAGUAUGGUGAGUGUUGAAACUCAUCAAGAGCCCAACAGUAGUGUUGAAAGAGACCAUUCAGAAGAUAGUGACAUUGAAGUGGUGUAUGACUCUUCAUCAAAGGAUGUAAGCUGAAAUUGUUUUGUUGCUUGUUAAUUGUUUGAUAAGCACAGCACUGAAUUGAAUUCAGGACUGCACUUAACAUUUUGUUAAAAAUGUAUAUAAACACAGGAAAAAUUAUUACUCUCUACACUACCCCAUUCCAGUUUAACUAUGAAAUAUAUUAAACACAAUGAAGUGCAGAGAGAGUUUGGAUUGUGGCUUCAAUUUAUUACAUGUGACAUUUUUGUUUUUGCUGUAAAGAGCUAAUUGUGAGAAGCAUGUGCACUGAUGAGCCAAAACAUAGUGGCCACCUCCAUAAUAGCUUUUUUGCCCAAAUUUCAAAUGAAAUAUAUCACUGAUUCUGCAUAUAAGGGAUCUGACAGUUUGUAGGUACGUUUGUGGGGGUAUGUGGCAUUAGAUGUCUAUGUCUCCACACAGGCCAUGUAAUUCGCGUAAAUAAUGGGCCACUGAUUUGCGUACCUGGCAAUGGCACCUGAUAGCAACUCAAAUGGAUUCCAUAGAAUUUACAUCAGGCAAAUUUAGACACUGAGACAUCCACAUGAGUUCACUAUAAUGCUCCUCAAACCAUUGUAGCACAGUUCUGGCUCUGAGACAUUGACAAUUAUACUGCUGAAAGACGACAUUACUGUUGUGGAAGACAUCAAGCAUGAAGGGAUGCAAGUAGUUCAGAUUACUACCACAGGUCCCAUGCAAGCACAGGAGAAUGUCUCUCAUAGCGUAAUACUACUCCCACCAGCAUGUUUCCAUGUGUUGCACCGCAUGUUUCAAGCCACCAUUCACCUCACUGAUGGUGUUUGUAGAGGCAACCACCAACCUAAUGUAGCAAAAUUGAGAUUCAUCUAAAGAGCCAACACUUUUCCAUUAAUCAAUCGUCAAAUAAGAGUGGUCCCGUGCCCACUGCAGUUGUAAUUGACAAUGUUGUUGGAUCCACAUGCGAACACGUAGGGGUUGGCUGCUGCAGAGCUCCGUGUUCAACAAUGUAUGAUGAAUGGUGUGCUUUGAAACAAUUGUGCAUGCACCAGCGUUGUUCUCUUUGGGCAGAGAUGCUACAGAUCACCAUCUAUCCUACUUUAUAGAGCAGACAAACCUCCGAGCCCAGCGGCCUGAGAAGAGUUGUUUAUGUCAAACCAUUUAGCAACAAGUGGUAGUUUCACAGCCCUUCUAUCUUUCCGUAGAUUCUCAGAACAGUAGCACGUGAAUGUUCGACCAGCUUCGCCAUUUUUGAGAUACUCGUUCAGUCUUUGUGUCAUAAUAAUCUGCCCUUUGUUAAAGUCACUUAUCUCAACGCAUUUCCCCAUUUGAAGCCCAUAUCUUCGCUAGGGAGAUCCCCCGUCUGUCUCUGCACCUCUUGCACACUAUUUUUACCUGUCAUGUGCCUGCAAUGCCCCCAGGCAGCAUCCAAUGUCAUAGUGGGUAGUGGUUACAAUGAUUUGGCUUAUCAGUGUAUAUAAUUUGAGAUUUGAGAUUUCCAUAAUAAGAAAGUUGCUGUGUGAGGAAGAUUUGUACCAGGUUGCUGAUGUAAUGUGUUGGGAGAUAUAUAAAUUUUUUUUUAUCAUGACUAUGAUUGAGUUGGCUGUUUAAAACAGCCAAAUGACUUUUAGAAGCAUUGUAUCAUUUUUUUACACUCUGACGAUAUAAAAAUUUGAUAUCUACAUGGAUGUAGUAAACAUAUCAUGUAACAAUUAUAGAGCAUAAAGAGAGCAUGUUUACAAAAUAGAAAGUGCAACAUAAUUUUUUUCAUUAUAAAGGAUAGAAUCAUUACAGUUUUUAUGUUAUUACAAUAACUUGCAGUAUUGAAACUUGUGGUUAAAUUUGAUGCUCCAUUACAUGGAACAGUAAUAGUUUUAGAAUUUAGAUGCUGCUUAUAGAAGAACAGGUUGUCAGAGCUACAAAACCUAAAAAUGUUAAUCAAUGUAUAUAAAGUGACAAUUAUACAAGAAAAUGUCAAUUGCUAUUCAUCAGGACACAAAUUAUCUCAGAUAAUUAUAUCUAGAUGUCAAUGUAUUUAAUAUUGUCAUAUAAAUUUGGAAAAAAAUAUUGGAUGUAAUUAUAUGGAGUUUUGCCUUAUAUCUUGCUUAUUUAGCAUGUCUCAGGGUGUAUCAUCUGCAACAGUGUUGGCACAAUGUAUCUGUUCUUCAUUGUUGAAUAUUUUUUUGUGUACAUUGUGUGUGUUGACACACACUUUUUCACUUGCUAGUUUUCUUAAAUUUUAUUAUGGUUUCAGUUACCUAUGCAAAAUAGCAUCAUUUGCCGUAGUAAUUAUUUGGUUUCUUCUUUAUCCUGUUCAAUGUUUCAACAAAUCCUAGGAACACUAGAAUGGUAUCCGUGUGCCCUUGCCCUUUUUUUUUUUAAAUACCCAGUCUCGUGUGUGUGUGUGUGUGUGUGUGUGUGUGUGUGUGUGUGUGUGAGUGAGAGAGAGAGUAGCAUUUUAGCAUUUCAAUUAGGGCUGCUUUCAAUCUUAAAACUAUGUGCGGCAUAGUCAGCAGAAUUUGCAGUACAGAAUGUGCAAAGUAAAACUGGCCUGGAAAAUAUUUACAAAAGUCUGAUGUGGGAUUGACUGUUGUUAAUAAACAUCACAAAAGAUGCUGGAAUUGGCCACCAUCAACAUUGAUGCAAUGCUGUUCUCAAUUUAUCAAACUGUGAGACCCAUGUAACAGCUCUGCCUGAGGUGUAUCAGCAAUAAUAUUUUCAGUGUUGUGCUGUAACUCUUCCAGUGUGUGAGACUUAUUUAAGUACAUCUUAUCCUUGAGUUGGCCCCACAGGUAAAAACCAUAGGAAGAGAUCAGGUGAUUAAGAUGACUAGGAGAUUGCACUGCUUCUGCUGAUUGUACUCUCAUCACCAAACCCCUCAUGCACUCAUGACAAGAUUGUCGAAGUAGUGUGUGCUGUUGUUCUGUUUUUGUGCAAAUAUCCAUACAGCUGUUCAUCAUCUGCAAGUUGAUAUGGAUUCAACAGUUUCUGGACAUACCAGUUAGCGUUAACAGUUUGGUGAAAGAAUCUUGUUACAAUUUGGACACAAAUUGUCAUACACCAAACACCAAUCCUGAGAUAAAGCAAUAGCUCUUCAAAGUACUGAUUAGGAUUUUUGGGUGCAUAAUGCUGCAUGUUUUGUGAGAUCACAUACCCUGAAAUGCUGAAGCAGUCCUCAUCACUUAGAUAUAAUGAUGCAGUGAAAUACUCGGGAUAGAGCAUGGAGGAGAUGCAUAUGCACACAUGUGACAGUAACUGAUUGGUGCAUCAAAAUCACAGUUUCCAGCAUUUUCUGUGAUGGACAGUUCGCUUGUACAGUAACAAGGGUUAAUUCAGUCUUAUAAAUAUUUUCUUUGCUAGUUUUAUUUGGCUCACCUUGUAUAAUGGAGGCUAUUGCUGCUAUGUUCUUACUGCAUCAGAAAACAGUAUUCAGUUUAUUUAUGUUUCCACAGAAAUAUGACUGUAAAAUGAAUUGCAAAAAUUAGGUGCUUCAAAACUUUGUGCUCCAUAGAUUUUAACGACCCAUAUUCUCAGAAUGUCUGAUGACACUGCGUGAAGGCUAGAGUAUUUUCUUUCUGUAUGUGAAACGUUGUAAGAUUGCAGUGCUGGCUCUAAUCCAGGGGAACAGCAACUGUAGAGAAUUAGACUGUAAAAUGAGCUUCAUGCCUCAAAGUUAAUAGUGUGGUCAAGGUUAGCUAUUGCUAACAUUGAAGAAAUAAAAUUUUUGUGAUAUAUUUAAAGAGAAAUAAUGUUCCAUUGUUAGAAUGUUGUUUAUGUAUUUUCAUGAAUUGUUCACACAGUGAUUUCUGUACUUGUUUACUUAUUUGUUGUGAAAGUAUUGCUUAGCAAACAACCAGCAAUGAUUUUGUUAAUUUGUUUUACUAAAUGAUUUUGUUUUUAUUUAUGAAUUUCUGUAUAUCUUAUACAUGUUUAUAUUGUUGAUAAAUAUUUUUAUUGCUGAUAAAUGAUAAUUUGUUUUGCAGACUGAAUUCUGUGUGUGUGUGUGUGUGUGUGUGUGUGUGUGUGUGUGUGUGUGUGUGUGUGUGUGUGUUGCUUC